AGACAGCACAUGAUCCAUGUCUGCCAUGUCGAGCCACAGUGCCGGCGGCUACAGGAGUGGAGAUGUCCAAGCGGUCCAAGCUGCACAUUUGGCAAAGACCGGUUCAAGCGGUUCAGCUCCGCAGUCAGCUCCGCUGUCAGCUCCGCAGAUUCCUCGCAUCAUUUGGAUGCUUUGGUUCCAGGGUUGGGAUCGUGCUCCGUAUGUUUGCAGAAAUUGUAAGAAGUCAUUUGAGCUUUGGAACCCUGGAUGGGAAGUUCGCGCACUUGAUGAAAAGAUUUUGCCAGAUGUUCUAGGCGACUAUUGCAAGCAGUUCACUGCCGUGUGCAAGGCCAAUAAUCCGCUGGCACCUCUGGGAAUGUCGUGGAUUCCGCCUGCAUCUGCAGCGGAUGUCCUGCGACUCUUUUUGUUGCAACGAUACGGAGGUGUUUGGGCUGAUGCAACCAUCCUGUGUCGGAAACCUCUGGACGAGUGGAUUGAUGAUGCAGCUGCUUCUGCCGAUGGAUUUUUUGCAUUUGCCCCAGAGAAAGGAGCUGAAAUCCCCAUCAUGAGCAGCUUUUUGGCAAGCAAACCUCAUCACCCUUUGGUGGAGGCUUGGCAGGAACGUGUUCACUUGCACUGGCAACACCAACAGCGCCCGGACCUGGAGUACUUCUGGUUGCAUUUGCUUUUUGGACAGCUGGUACAGGACAACCGCGUGAUCAAAGAUGUGUGGCAACGAGCCAAGAAGCCCACCGCAGAAUAUGGCUUGCCAGGGCCACACCUUCACAUGCCAUAUGAGAAGGUCCUGGUAAGGCCACCGACUGAAGCAUUCAAGGAGCUCCUGGCCAAGAAGGCUGAGCCCAUCUACAAGCUGACUAUACAUGAUGUCAAAUUUGACAAAAAACGGGAUGCGUUGCUUCAACGAGAUGGCUCAGAGUUUCCUGGGCUGCGAGCUUCUUCGUCAGGCUUUGAGUACCUCAUGAAGCAAACUCUUGAGGAAGCCGAGAGCCACUUUGAAAGUUGCAAGGGAGGCGCUUGCCCUGCAUGGCAGCCAGACCGAAGCUCUUUCCGUCCCCACUAUGGUCUGAGCAUUGCGAACCAGCCCAUGAUGCCCGGCGGCUGAACACCUCAUGAAUGGAAAAACACGUGCUUAAAGUGCACUUAGCUUGGUGAGGCGCAA
Molecule: messenger RNA, 1159 nt
Organism: Cladocopium goreaui
Lineage: Eukaryota; Dinophyceae; Suessiales; Symbiodiniaceae
Source: the annotation of a GenBank genome assembly